AGGGGGGCUGCAAGCAAUCGAUCCGCGAGCGUACGCGAAAGCGUUCGCUGGAGUCACUUUCACUUUAUCGCUGGCAGUGCUGGUCCCGUUAUGAGCCGGAAGACAUACGCCACUUGCUUUUGCUAUCUCGAUCUCGUCUGCUGCAAGUACGUUACAGCUUCGAUAAGGCGCCCUCAGCUUCGUUUCUCAACCGCUCUCUGAGAAGAGGAAGAAGAAACGGGCCAUGCAUUCAUUCAAUGGCCGCGCGUCUUGAUCCAUGAGUUUAAGCAGCGCUAUAUAGCUUGGGCCCCUCUGGCGCGAUUUUUCCUGGUUGUCACUCGAAUUCUUGUGGCUACUCAGUGAAUAGAAGUCUGUGUUGGGUUCACGGGUGCGUGUACAAUUAAUUAUAUCACGAGAGACCCGAGCCGAUCGGCGCGCGAGCACCAUGGGUUCGAGAAACAAAGUCAGCCCGUUCAAGGACUUUAUCUCCGGUGGCUUUGGCGGAGUCUGUACGGUGGUCUCCGGGCACCCUCUAGACACCAUCAAGGUACGCCUACAGACUAUGCCGAAACCCGGUCCUGGAGAAAGCCCCCGCUACACAGGCACCUUUGACUGUGCCAAGAAAACGGUAGUGAAGGAGGGUGUCCUUGGGCUCUACAAAGGUAUGGCUGCGCCCCUCACGGGAGUGACGCCAAUGUUUGCUGUCUGUUUCCUCGGAUUUGGAAUUGGCAAGAAGAUCCAACAGAAGCACCCCGAGGAAGAGCUCACGUUGCCCCAGCUCUUUUUAGCUGGCAUGCUCUCUGGUGUCUUCACAACAGCAAUUAUGGCCCCUGGUGAACGGAUCAAGUGCCUUCUUCAGGUUCAGCAGGCCCAUGCAGACCAUGGAGGCAAAGCCCGGUUCGCUGGACCUGUGGACUGUGCCAAGCAGCUGUACCGCGAGGGGGGAAUCCGCAGCAUCUACAAGGGCACGGCCGCAACUCUUCUGCGGGAUGUGCCGGCCAGUGGCAUGUACUUUGCCAGCUACGAGUGGCUACAACGGGUGCUCACACCAAAAGGUGGCAGCCGCUCAGACCUGAGUGUGAAGGUGACCUUGUUUGCUGGCGGCAUGGCGGGCAUCUUCAACUGGCUCGUGGCCAUACCGCCCGACGUGCUGAAGUCACGGCUACAAACAGCGCCUGAAGGAAAAUACCCCAAUGGCAUCAGAGAUGUGUUCCGUGAGCUGAUAAAGCACGAAGGUGUCCGAGCCUUGUACAAGGGUGCCGCCCCAGUCAUGCUUCGAGCGUUCCCUGCAAAUGCUGCUUGCUUCAUGGGGUAUGAAGUUGCCAUGAAGUUCCUCAAUUGGGCGGCACCCAACUUAUGAAGAACAGCAGUGUGUUAAAACUUGGUCCACCCCCUCCCUUGUGCAACGAAACCGGUGUGAAUACAAGCUUCACCCUUAAAAGGCCAAGACUUGCUGUACUAAAGUCCAUCCAGUGCUGUACAUAAGCAUGAUGAACUCCUUUUAGACAUGUUAACUGUUGUCUGCUAGCAUGUGAAUUGAUAUGCUGGCUGUGUGGGUGGGCACAGAAGGUCUGUUAUUGUCAGUUUUAUUUAGAAUAGAUUUCUGGUUCAUACGUGUGCUUAUUGCUGCUUUGCCAGCCUGAAUCAUGAGAAAGCUAACGGAAAGGUUGUUGGUCUUGUUGAAAGUGCCGUUUUCCCGCGCUUUGUUAUGUUUGAGAAAAAAAGAAAAGUCACUGAGUGGAGAUAUUGUGCUGUCUUUGGUGACAUUAGUGGUGCUGAUGUGUUAGUUAGCAUACAAAAUGGUUACUGUUUUCUAUGUUUAGGCACCUUGAGAAAGAACAAAGGUUAGCUGACGGUAUGAUAUGGUUGUGUGACACUGGCUGUCAAGUGCCCCAAUCCUAGCUUGUUCGCAUACUAACUUAGCUAGAUGCCACAGUUGUUAAAUUUUUUUAUGUGGUCCAUGGAAGUAGAACACUACAACAGUUGGUGAGCAGCUCUGUCUUCGUGACGACUACAUUGAACUGCUGUUUUUACAUAGUCGCAUUCCACGAGGCUGCAGCUACGUGCACUUUGUAUAUUUUGCAAGUGAUUUGCUCAAAUGCAGUUCUGCUGUGCUAUUGUUAUGCUGGGACCACCUUUUUUUUUCGUUCCAGUUUAAGUACACCGCCCAUGGUAUGCCACAGGCUCUGUUGCGCAUAAAUGAAGUUUUUUUUUUUCUCGUUUUUUUUCUUCAUAAAUAGAAAAACAUAAGUGAUUGCCAAUUACCUGCAUUGUUGCAUUCCUGCGCGAUUCCAGCACAUUGUUGAGACCUCUGCCUUGGAACCUUAUGUGCAAUAAUGUGUCUCGAGUAUUGCUUAAACCUGUUGGCUUUCCUAUACUAUGCAAAGAGAUUAUGUACACUUCUAUGUAGUACGGUAUAAAUGCACACAAUUAUACUAUACUGUAUUGCCCACUGGUUGUCUUUUCAAUGUGCAGGUCUCUUCCUAGUAAUGCGCACUAACUUCCACUCCGUUGGGAUCAUACAAUAAAGCACCUGAUGUUCAGUAUAUAGAAUACAAAGUACAGUAUCUCUGAUGAGAUAAACAUUUUAGGGACCAUUAAAUAGUUUCCCAUAGAUUCGGUGUUUUUAUUGAGCUGAACAUCAGAGAGAGAGAGAGAAAGGAAAGACAUAUUGGUCAACCAGAUGAGUUUCUGAUCUAGUACCCUGAACUGGGGUGGGGGAAAUAGUGGUUGGGAAGAAAGGAGAGAGAGAGAAAGGACAAGGGAAAAAAGUUAGCAGGAAGGCAUUCCAAUUAGAGAUGUUCACACAGGCAGGUGGAUCUCUUGAAGCGCAGAAGCGCUUGCACGGCUUUCUGAUGCAAUGUUGAGUCCUGAGGAGGAGGAAGGAGGAAUAGACGCAUGGAAUGACAGGGAGGUUAACCAGUUCUCAGACCGGCUGGCUACCCUGUACACAUGGCAUGUACAAAGGUGCCUAUGAGCUAGCUUUGAAGAGAGUUGGUGUAGUAUUUUCAGGGAAGAUUGCAUUGAGAGAUACCAAAUCUAUGUACAUUCACGCACAAAAUAUUGUGGGACAAUCAAGUGCGUGGCUGCACACAAUGGAGCACCAGUGCAGCUGCCACGUAUCAAAGCAAACUUGUACAGGUACGUGUCUUCGUAUCUGCUACAUUGUUUGGGUGCACUGACAAAAAAGUUUACUGGGGUAGAUGGCACACCCACACCGAACUGGGCUCGAGGUGGUGAAAUCAUCCUUCCCUAUCGCAUGCAGUACACAAACGCAAGGCUCCCUUGCUGUGACAGUGAUAGGCUACUGAAAGUUAAGUUCACUAGACUGCAAUGACAAGCUUGGCAAACCCAAACAAUGUAGCACAUGAUGCAAAGCCAUGCCUCUAGGCCUGCACAGGUGUUUCAAUGCGGUGGCUGCACUGGCUUUCCAUGGAGCAUGGCCACGCGCUCACGUGUCCCACACUAUGUUGAGUGUACAAGCUAUAGUGUGUUGCAUUGCACAGAUGUGACAGUUUUGCCCCCACAUUCCAUGCGGGAAAAAUAAAAGUGAUAAAAUAUG
Dermacentor silvarum is the source of this 3541-nucleotide messenger RNA. RefSeq names its product mitochondrial carnitine/acylcarnitine carrier protein. Lineage: Eukaryota; Metazoa; Arthropoda; Arachnida; Ixodida; Ixodidae. Gene Ontology annotation, biological process: carnitine transmembrane transport; mitochondrial transport. The transcript is spliced from 9 exons. The coding region runs from base 425 to 1339 and encodes 304 amino acids. The record is from RefSeq and is a predicted model, not a curated record. Gene Ontology annotation, molecular function: O-acyl-L-carnitine transmembrane transporter activity. Gene Ontology annotation, cellular component: mitochondrial envelope.